Messenger RNA from Spinacia oleracea (spinach), 849 nucleotides. RefSeq lists its product as uncharacterized. The coding region runs from base 1 to 849 and encodes 282 amino acids. The record is from RefSeq and is a predicted model, not a curated record. The transcript has a single exon. NCBI's taxonomy places the organism in Eukaryota, Viridiplantae, Streptophyta, Magnoliopsida, Caryophyllales, Amaranthaceae.
AUGACUGACACCAUCCCCGCCAUUAAUAAAAAAUGCUCCCUCGUCAAUAUUUAUAACUCAUGUAGCCAAGAAGAAAGAGCUCAAACAUGGGCUGCCAUUGCCGAAUUCCAAAACACCGCUCGUUUGCCUUGCCUCAUAAUAGGAGAUUUCAACGAAAUCCUUGAUGCUUGUGAAAGAGGUAGCAACAUUAUUUCAAGUACAGGCACACAUGAUUUUAGAUCUUUUUUGCAGGACCUUCACCUUCUUGAAAUCCCCUAUGCAAAUGGGAAGUUUACGUGGUUUAGAGGUAACUCUAAAAGCAAACUAAACCGCCUCUUUGUCACCACUGAAUGGGUGGGCUUCUACCCAGGGCUCAAACUUUCGCUCCUCAAGCGCAAUGUCUCGGACCACUGCCCUCUACUUGUGACUAUUCUUGACCAGAAUCGGGGAUCGAAACCGUCCCGUUUCCUUAAAUGUUGGCUGACACAUCCAGGGUGUUUGAAGACUGUAAAAGAAUCAUGGGCCCAGGACCAAAACUUGCCAAUCACCGAGAAACUAAAAGUAGUCAAGCAAUCUCUGAAAUCAUGGAACAUUAACCAAUUCGGGGAAAUUGUUAUGAACAUUGACUUGCUGGAGAACAAACUGCUUUGCUUUGAUAAAAUUGCAAGCGAGAGAGACCUAAAUGAGCAAGAACUAACCGAAAAUAAGACUACACAAUUGGAACUCUGGAGUUGGAUGAAGCGCAAAGAGAUGUAUUGGGCCCAACAACCCGGGUCCAAGUGGCUCAAAGAGGGGGACAGAAACACCAGAUACUUCCACACAAUAGCCUCCAUCAGGAAGAGAAAGAACUGCUCUCAUACCAAAAACUGA